Orycteropus afer afer is the source of this 381-nucleotide messenger RNA. NCBI's taxonomy places the organism in Eukaryota, Metazoa, Chordata, Mammalia, Tubulidentata, Orycteropodidae. The record is from RefSeq and is a predicted model, not a curated record.
AUGGGACCUCGAGGCACUGGGUUCCUGGUGGCACUCCUCGUCCUGGGGCUGUGUGCCCUGGCUGCUGGUGGCAAACCUGCCCCCUGUCAGUGUUCAAGGCUGAGUCCCGACAACAGGAAGAACUGUGGCUUCCCUGGAAUCACCAGCAGCCAGUGCUUCGACGUUGGAUGCUGUUUUGACUCCACUGUGCCCGGUGUCCCCUGGUGUUUCACUCCCCUUCCAAUGCAAGGGUCAGAGCAGUGUGUCAUGGAAGUGAAGGACCGCAAGAACUGUGGGUACCCCGGCAUCAGCCAGGAAGACUGUGCCUCCCGAAACUGCUGUUUUUCCGACACCAUCCCUGAAGUGCCCUGGUGUUUCUUUCCUCUCUCUGUGCAAGCCUGA